Phascolarctos cinereus (koala) is the source of this 1470-nucleotide messenger RNA. RefSeq names its product tRNA-yW synthesizing protein 3 homolog (gene TYW3). The record is from RefSeq and is a predicted model, not a curated record. NCBI's taxonomy places the organism in Eukaryota, Metazoa, Chordata, Mammalia, Diprotodontia, Phascolarctidae.
CCCCGCCCGGAAUCCACUGCGCGAAAGGCCUGCGCAGGCAUAAAAGGCCCUUUGUCCCAGGGCAGCCGCCGUCACGUCCAACAUGGCGGCGCCCAUGAGGCCAGCUCAGAGGCCGCCGGGGCGUCGGCGUCGCGUCAGCGUAGGCGUCAGCGCAGGGCAGACGCCCCGACCCGGUCCGUAUCCUCAUGGACCGUUCGGGCGAAUUCCAGAAGUGGAAGGCGCAGAGCCUCAGCAAGGCGGACCUGAGCCGGAAGGGCAGUGUGGACGAGGACGUGGUGGAGCUCGUGCGGCUCCUGAACGGCCGGGAGCAGUUCUUCACCACGAGCUCCUGCUCCGGCCGCAUCCUGCUGCUGGACGGGGGCCUCAAUGGCUGUGAAAUCCAGAAGCAAAACUGUUCCUGGCUGCUGGUGACCCACCGAAUUUGUGCUAAGGAUGAUGUGCUCUCAGCUCUGAAGAAAGCCCGAGGGGACGCCGUGCUGAAAUUCGAGCCCUUUGUCCUUCAUGUCCAGUGCCGGCAGCUGCAGGAUGCCCAAAUCCUGCAUUCCGUGGCUGUAGACUCUGGCUUCAGGAACUCCGGCAUCACAGUUGGAAAAAGAGGGAAGACUAUGCUGGCUGUCCGCAGUACUCACGGCCUGGAAGUUCCAUUGAGCAACAAGGGAAGACUGAUGGUGACUGAGGAAUAUAUCGAGUUCUUGUUGAAAAUAGCCAAUCAAAAAAUGGAAGAAAACAAGAAAAGGAUCGACAGGUUUUACAGCUGCCUCCAGCUGGCCUUGGAGAGACAAGAGACCAGUGGUCUGCGACCUGAGACGAACAAGAUGACUCAUCCCGUGUACACUCACAGGAGAAAGAGGAAAACAGAAAAAAUGCAUGGCCAGUGUAACUCUCCAGAGAAACAGAAAGACUUAGAAAGUGAGGAGGAUAAUGCAGAAAUCAGUCUCAGUUUUUUCCCUGAAAAUUAUUAACAUUGGACUUUAAAAUGCCUUUGCAGGAAGAUGUUUGUGGCCCUUUAAAUUAUUGCUCUUUAUAAGAGUCAUUUCUUUUGCUAAGUUCUGAAACCAAUUCAUAAAAGCAACAUUUACCAGUUACACUUCAGAUUUUGAAUGAAAUCUACUCUGUAAAAAUGGGCAUUUUGUAAGCAGCAUUGUACGAUGUCAGUGUGAAGCAGCUCUAGGCAAAGCCUCUCUAGAGCCUUUGGCCAGUCUUGGUACACCGUGGUGUGAAAGCCCUCCUCCCCUACCCCCCGCCCCAUCCCAAUAGCCUGAGCUUAUCUCUGUCAUCCCAGACCGAACAUAGAACUCCAGAGGCAGCCUGCCCAGGCCCAGGAGAGGACAAGAGGGUGGUCCCCAUCCUUGCUUUAGACAUGAUGAGUCUUUAAGGCAGCUUCUGAUGGCACAAGCUUAUCUGCUGCCACCUUGUUCUACAGACUCCUGGCAAACUUGUUGCUAUUAAAACACCCAGAUCUUUUUCAGA